This is a messenger RNA of Petromyzon marinus (sea lamprey), 6260 nucleotides long. RefSeq names its product tetraspanin-4-like. NCBI's taxonomy places the organism in Eukaryota, Metazoa, Chordata, Hyperoartia, Petromyzontiformes, Petromyzontidae. Gene Ontology annotation, cellular component: plasma membrane. The record is from RefSeq and is a predicted model, not a curated record.
AGGAGAGAAGGGGGGGGGGGUGGAGGCAGACGGAGUGGGUGGUGCUAGAGACGCUGGGAACAGCACCGGACGGGAGCGGAGCGAACGAUCACAGAGAUGCAGCUGCGCCCGAGGACGCCACCGGACGAUCACGUUCUUUGAAAGAGAAGCGACCCAGCGUGCGACAGCAACAAACGAGAACUAAAGCUGCGGCGUGGCCGCCGACUGCCCCUCUGCUGAGAGGUCGACUCUCGGUCGACUCUCGGGAGAGAGUCGACCUUCGUCGGGAUGUAACAUUUGAUGACUGUGCUGCUCGGUGGCUCAGGGAGAUAACGACGAUGACGGUGGUGGUGACGAUGACAGCUCUCGCAUCGAACUGCAAAUAAAUACCACCCCCCCCCCCCCCCCGAAGCUUACGGACGUCCAUUCAAGAAAAAAACGAAUCGGAUUGCAUUUUUUGUCGCCCUCGUCUUUGUGGUUGUCGCGGCUUUUGCUUUUGUUCGUCACGCGCGUGGGCAACGAUGGGGCUCGCGGAGUUCACCGGGGGACGCUCGGGGAGCCCGGCGGUCGACGGCCGUGGUCACCCGUGCCCAGCGACGGCGAGAGGGGCCGCUCUCGGCGGACCGCCGUGCGGCGUCGCGAUCCACAGGUUGACCGUGGGCGGAAAAUACUGAGAGCGACGGUCGCUCGACUCUAAACGCGCGCGGUGACAUUAAGAGCGUAGAUCUCUCUCGUGAGUUCGGGCCGAUCUUCCCUUCGGUGCGGCAGUGGUGAUCGCUUCCUCGCCGGCGUCUGCUGGAAGUUUAGCAAGAGACCUUUGAGCCUCUCUGGCCCGACGCUGCUGCUCCUUGCCGCCGCUUGCUUGCUGCUGCUGCUGUCACUGCGGGGUAGUGGCAGCAGCAGUGAAGGGAGAAGCCCGCCACCCGCUCCGAGGAACCCAGAACGAUGAACAAAUCGAGCAGCGUGGACUCCGACGACAGCCGGGGCUCGCCCUCGUGGCGGCCUCGCAGUUUCGGGGACUCAUUUACCGGCUACGGAUACGCCGGGGCCACGGGGGGCCCGGGAGGCCCGGGGGGCCCUGGGGCCCCCGGCGGUCCCGGUGCCGCCCCCUCCGCCGGGCCCGGCUGUCCGUUCUCGCCGCCCGGCGCUCGAUUCUGCGCAUCGGCCACGGGCCCGGGCUUCGGCGUAGGAGCGAAGAAACCGCCCGAGAAAAAUGAGAAGUCGGGCGGCGGCGUCGGCGGUGUCGGUGGAGGCGUUGGAGGCGGUGGAGGAGGACGAGGGCCGAGUGCCGGAGGGGACCGAUACACGGCCCCCAACGGCAGCAAGGUGGUGGUGUUUUACCUGGAUCUCUCGUUUGUCUUUUUGCUAGAGCUGAAACGCUGCAACAUGGCUCGAGGAUGCCACGUCUGCCUCAAGUACAUGAUGUUCAUCUUCAACCUCAUCUUCUGGCUGGGAGGCUGCGGGAUCCUGGGCAUAGGGAUCUGGCUGUCCGUGACGCAGGGGAACUUUGCGACACUCUCGCCGUCGUUCCCCUCGUUCUCUGCCGCCAACAUCCUCAUCUCGACGGGCACCAUCAUGAUGGUCGUCGGCUUCAUCGGCUGCCUGGGGGCCAUCAAGGAACACAAGUGCCUGCUGCUCAGCUUCUUCGUCUGCCUGCUCAUCAUCUUCGUCCUGGAGAUGAUUUGCGUCAUCCUAUUCUUCAUGUACAGAGACCAGAUCGACGGGCACGCCAAGGACGACCUGAAGGAGGGCCUCCGCCUGUACGGCAGCGAGGGCAACGUGGGCCUCACCAACGCGUGGAACAUCGUGCAGACCGACUUCCACUGCUGUGGGGUCGUGAACCACACCGACUGGUUCUUGGCGUUUGGAGACAAGCGCGUGCCGGACUCGUGCUGCAUGGAGUACAGCGUGGACUGCGGGCGUGACAAACCCAACACCUGGUGGCCCUCGGGCUGCUACGACAAGGUGGAAGCGUGGAUUGAGGAGAACUUGAUGGUGUUGGGAGUCUUCAUCCUGUGCAUCUCACUCAUACAGAUCCUGGGAAUGGCCUUCUCCAUGUCGAUGUUCUGCCAGCUCUACAGACAAAAGAAGAACCACUACGUCUAGCAUGGGGAAAUCGGUCACUUGGUGCGCAGGGGUGUAUUGUCAUCAUCACCACUUAUUUUUCAACUUAUUUUGUUGUUGUUGCUAAAGUGUUAAUUCAUCAUCAUUAUUAUUAUUAUUGUUUUACCAAUGCUAAUUUUGGGAGAGCCGUUAAGGACCACGUCGGGUUGUGCGAGCUGAGCGUGCGAGGGGUCGAAGGUGAAAGCGCGACGAGGAGGAAGCGGGAGCGACGCGCCGUGUCUGCGGGCACGUCUCGACAGGACGAUGGGAAAUGACGCGAAGCGUAACGGGCGUGUUUUCACCAGGAACAAAAAAAAUUUGCGUCUUUGAAAAAAUGUUUGCCAAAGAUGUCUCAUUCGUUUAAACAAAAAUAAAAACACCACGCAAGUUCAAUCCUUCAUUUCCUCAACGUUUAAAGCGCAUUAAGGGUUGUAUUGGUUUUUGACAAUUGUGCAGAAUGACUAAAUGAAUUUUGGAGAACACUGGUGCUGUGCUCUAAGGGCCAACACACUGGACUUGCAAUCCAGAGGUCCCCGGUUUGGUUCGAACUCCUGGCAGUUUAUUUUUAAAUGGGUACAUCACAGUGAGUCAAUCGGUAACUCACACGUGGGUGGAGUAAAGCGUGGGUAACUCCCCAACUCUUCCAACACGUCUGACCAUGAUGGAUGAGUAGGCUAAAUGCCCUCUUAGUGGGGCUCUCUAAAUCUCUCUCGAGUGGAGACCCACCAGCAAUGGUGUUAGCAAGCAAUUGCAGGGCCGCACUUUUACCACCACCUAACCUACCUUUUUACAAAUGCUAAUUACCCCUGGGUGACAUUAUAUCUGGGAUAUUCAUGUAACUUAGCGUUCAUUUUAGAACUGUGCGUGAAAAAUAUGCAUUACCUGGCCGUGCAUAAGGACUCGCAAAGUGGAGAGGACGGCACGCCUACGGAAUGAUGAUCUCGAGUGUGGACUUCGUUUUCUCAAAUCAUCUUCCGUACUGUAAGUGCAACGGGAUUUUUUUUUCUUCUAAACAAAUAAUAAAUAAGUAUAUACGACCGCGUAAGUUUUCCGCUGUCGUGCCGUGUGGCCUCUCUGACGUCUUUCCGGAUGGCACCGCGCGUCAUUCGGCACAAUGUCCGACGUUUUCGCCCCACGUGCUGGGAGCUUCUUCAGCAACUGAAUGUUGGGUGUGAUUUAAGAGGGGAAGCUCUGUUCUCUUAUCGCGUGAUACUACCCAAGAUAAAAUGCAUCGGGGAGCCAAAUAGAAAAGUAUAAAAAUAAGAGUUCCUUGCAAGUUUUGUUGUUGUUGUUCAGAUCUUUCCUAAUCAUAUUUACAAUCGAGCUUGACAGUUCAUUAUCGCAGAGUUGAGAUACUUUCAGAAAACCCUCCACUGCUCCCUUUUCCCAUCUCAGUUCUGGGCCACGUCUGUGACCGGAGGCACCAACAAAGUGGCACUUUGUGGAUUAAAAAUAAAUCCUACGCCUAUCAGCUCAAAUCCUCCGGAUUGCAAUGUUAUAUACACACAUAUAUGUAAAAAAAGAUCUGGACGUACAACAAACUAAAUUCCCAAUUUGCUCAAAAAAAUGCUUUACAGUAAUUCACGCCGCUCAUUUGGAUGGGCCGUGAUGCUGUGGAGUUAUGGCUUCGUGACACGGAGUGAAAGUUAUCGGCGUCGUGUUAGCGGUUGGGGGUCUCUGUUGGUGGCAUGUGCAUCUGUAACGGCUCCUCCGCUCUUCAUUGGGUGGUGCAAAUCCAUUUUUUCGCUGCUAAAGUUGAAUAUUAACGAAACUUGAUUUUUUCCCCCCUUCCUUCUGUGUGUUUUUUCUCCUUCGUUUUUAAACUUGUAACUGCAAAAAAAAUGUUGGCGAGAAUCCAUUUGCUCCGUCAAUCGUGGAGUUUUUGGAGCUUGCCAUUUUCAUGGCUUUCACUGUCGAGCGUCCAACUCGUUUGCUGCUCUUAAUUUUUUUUAUACAAAAACAAUCAAGCCUAAAUUGCGUUCAAAUUAAACGCAUGGUGCAAAGUGUAGCCGUGGUAAAACAGCCUCUGCGCUGGGUAGGGGGGAGGUAAGUCCUCCCGGGGCAUUCGAAUCGAGCGCCGAGCGAGGCUCACCGUUGUGUUACUCUCGCGCGCACGCGGAUUGAAACGAUUCCAGUCACGAAAAAAAUGAUAUUUUAUUACUCACGUUUUGUUUCCCGUUCAUCACGCCUUUGGAUGGACUGAACCGGUUGGACGCCGUCAGCGUGUUUGGUUUUUCUUAUUCUUAUUCUGCGUUACGCAUUUACGGGAGUCACUUGAGGCGGAGGGUUUUCGUGUUAGGCAUAUUAUCCAGGGAACAGCUACGUAGCAAUGCGGUGCGAUUUUUUUGUUGUUGAACUUUUAAGGUUUUUUUUCGCUUCGAAAUAAUUUUGUUAAUUUACAGUAACGGAUAAUUAUUGAUCGCUACGUUUCGCUUCGGGCGGUCGCGUUGAUCGGUGCGUGGCAAUGGAAGCCCUUUAAGUAACAUAUCCGUAUUUGCUCCCGACGUGGUGCCGUAGCGCGGUGGCUUGAACCCCGCUGAUCCCCGUUAAAAAAGUCGUGGACGUGCGAGUCCUGAGUGAGCGGUGGAAAUUCCACGUUUCUACGUCAGCGCUGCGUAAGGUGAGAACCCAGUGUUGACUUUCCCACCAGUUGGUAUUGAGGUGGACCGCAUCUCUGUUCGGGGUUGAGGGAAGGUGUCUUCAGUUGCUCUCGGGCGAGGUGAGGGCCCAGAGAAAUUUGGUCUCGUUACAAAGUUUGUUAGCGGGCGGGCGGCCGAGUGGGUGGGUGGGCGAGCGGUUGGGCGAGCGGUUGGGCGAGCGGGCAGGCAUCUGGUGUGGUAAAAUAAUGCCUUUCACUCCCACGAAGUGUCACUAUGCAAAGAGGUGGCAUUUACUGACCGACACAACUGCCCCUGAAUUCCUUUAUAACUCUUCAUCUCAUCAUUUACUACGUAAGCUGGGUUCGAACUCGGAAAUUCAAGGUUUCGUGGGAUCAAUGAGGCAUUGACGCUCCCGAAAGUGUGACACACUCAACUCCUCUGCCCGUUGUCAAUAAAGUUUUACAAAUCUGGUCUAUCGCACACACAUAAACACCUACCAACUUUUACUUUAGAAUAUAGUGGAACAUUUUGAUUUUAUAAUCUGGAGAAUGUUUAAAAAGAAAAAUAAACAUUUCGAGUCUCAAGAUCCUUAUACAGGAGGGUCGUCCUCGGGGCUUUUCUUGCGAACGAUGAAGGGUUUUGUUUGCCCUUCAAAAAUAGAACACGCCCGGAGGUAUGUUGGGAACCAGCUUACCACGCUGUUCUCUGCAGACCACCGUGCGGGCAAGACGAGCCAUCGGAAAAUAAUUUACCGAGUGAGCGGCGCGUUGGCUCAGUUUUAACUCCGGUACGAGUCUCCCCCCCCCCGCCCCCGUGGACACGGGGAGAUUUGUCUGGAGCUUGAACGGCAUUGACGAGGACGGGAAUUUGCCGCGCAAUUUGCUCACCGCGGCUCACGCCACAAGGAAAACGAGGUACGCGUUAUCGCGUGCAAAGAGCACGUGGCCCGGUUUGUGGGAAUGUUAUCCGUUACACAGUUACAUUGCCAAUAAAAAUGAACUUCGAUUUUUAUUGUGACGUUCAAUGCAGACUUAAAUACAUUUACAAAAAAAUAUUUGGUAGUGUAGUAUGCAAACGCUUAUACGGCAAAUACUAGUUUUGUAAUCGUACGGGCUGAUUUCUCCUCCCGCUCCGGCUAACGUGGCGGAAUUUGUUUCAUGUUAUCCGAGGUGCGAGCAAAAUCACUGUAGUUUGUUAUUGUUUAACUUUUUUUUCCCUUGGUUUUGGUCGCUAUAAAAAAACAAUCCAACACUUAUCAGCACUUUACUUGUUCCGAUGUCGCUAGCAAUUCAGAAAUGCAAAGCGCAACAGCCAAAAAAAUAUAUGUUCUUAUAAUUUCCCACAUUACGCCGUCACCAUUCCACACUCUGCUGUAGUCUGUCGACUUUAACAAACUUGUCUACUCUUUCUCCGUGUUCCUUACGGUUUUAUUUUAUUCUGGGGUUUUUUGUUUUGUAAUAAGUGUCAUUAACGUAGUUGUGCUGUACCUUAUUGAACGACACAAACUGUGCUGUGUUGUUUUUUGUUGAUGUUUUAUGCACACCAUGCAAGUUGAAAAAUAAAGAGCUCACUCCUCUG